This is a messenger RNA of Schistosoma mattheei, 1905 nucleotides long. NCBI's taxonomy places the organism in Eukaryota, Metazoa, Platyhelminthes, Trematoda, Strigeidida, Schistosomatidae. The record is from the annotation of a GenBank genome assembly.
AUGGUUGAAAGAACUUGCGAAUCGAUAUCGGUGAACAUUCCAUGGAAGUCUUUGUUUGCUGUCUUCGUAUCACUCAUUGAAGUGUAUAACAACAGUAUAUACGAUCUACUUCAAGAUGUUUCAGACUUACCAGGAAGGAAUUUAACAACUCGGAUAUUGCGGGAAGAUUCCCAAAGAAAUGUGUAUGUUUAUGGAGGGGUUGAAGUAGAAGUUAAGUCGGCCGACGAGGCUCUUGAUGUGUUUUGUGCAGGUCAGAAACGCCGCCGAAUAGGACAGACGGCAUUGAAUGUUGAGUCCAGUCGCAGCCAUUGUGUUUUUACUAUUCGACUGGUGAGGACGGGUUAUGAUACCAAGUAUGACGAAGCUGUCCAAGAUAAGGAGUCCGUCGUCAUCAGUCAUUUAUGCCUUGUGGACCUCGCUGGUUCCGAACGUACAAGCCGUAGUGGAACGCAGGGGAAUCGCUUGAAGGAAGCAUCCAACAUUAACAAUUCCCUAAUGAAUCUUCGGAAGUGCAUCAAAGCCUUGCGUGAUAUUCAAACUUAUGGAAGUAAAAGUCGGGGAACCACAACUACUCCUGUUGGACACACACGUGUUGUUCCCUACCGUGAUGCUCGGUUAACAUAUCUUUUUAAGAACUUCUUUGAGGGCGAUGGUCGCGUUGCAAUGCUUGUUUGCAUUCAGCAAGCACCAGAAGAAUACGAGGAAACCAUGCACGUCCUUAAAUUUGCUGAGACAAGUCAGGAAUUAACAACCUACCGCAAUAUCGUCCAACCAACCCCUUUCCGUGCACCCUACAGCCAGAUCCGUCCACGACUACAAACUCCCUUGCGUGUUUCUGACGAUUCUUCAAGUACAACAGAAAAUUCUGUCAUAACUGUUAAUAUUGAUGAUCAAGCUACUCAAAUUUUUGCUGAUUUGGAUUUCUUGGAUCGUGAAGUCACUUCUUGUUUAAACAAAAUGUCUAACGGCGAUAAUCUGUCUCCCUAUGAAAGUGAACAAGACUCAGCACCUGAACAAGACAGGUUACCAAGGCCAUUCCUCGAUUUAAAAAUAAUUGACACAAAUCCUUUACGAGCUUUAAUCAAUCGUCGAUUAGAACGCAAGAAGCAGGCUUAUGAUUCUUUGCAAACAUUAUUUCCUAGUCUCCAGGCUCUAUUCAUUGAAUUAUUGAAUAAUGAAAAGCAUAUCAGUCCAGAAGUUGUCACAACAAAUCAACCGAAACCCGGAAGGAAUUUAGUCAGUACAUUAUCCAAACAGGUCGCAUUGACUCCUGGUAAACCAAAUGAAAGACGUGCUGCUCCAGCGUUUAAUCCUCGUCACCGUCGGUCUCGAUCAGUCGGUGGGGAUAAUGCACGUUGGUUAGAGCAUCAAGAAGCUAAUAAUACACCUUUAGGCACAAUAUUUACACCAAAUUUGAAACAUCGGAAAUCUGUUACACGUGUUGAACUAAAAGAUACUUUGAAUGCGGAUAACUAUCUUUUACAUCAUCAAGAGGCAGAUUCAGAUGGUAACGUUGAAACAAGUCUUUUUAAAGGUGCCAUUAUUCCUACUGCUGGUGGCGGUUCGGCUGUUGUUUUUAAUGAUGUAGAAGUUUUACGUCAGUCUUCUCCAGGCCACGAACAAAGGAAAAGUAGUCGCCCCAGAGGCGUUGAUGCUCAUUUGAAACAAGUUAUAAGCGAAACUUCUCGUCGAUCAGGGAUAAAACGUCGCUAUUCUAAUUCACCGACAAGAAGACCUUCUAAUGAAUCUGUCUCAACACAUAGUUCUCAAAGCACAAUGGCAUCUGACUAUUGUCCUAUGAGUCCGUCUAUAGAAAAAAUCUCAACAGCUUAUAAUGAUGCUAAAUGUUAUAUCGGCAUUGACUGUAAUGGAGGAAUGGGCUUACGAAAAAGGUCCAGAUUGUAA